GCAUGGCGCGGCUGCCUGUGAUCGGGCAGCGGAGUGCUGUGAGGUGACGGCAGCAGGGGGGGGGGGGGGGGAUUAAACACAGGAAGCGCCAUUAAAAACAGUCAGAAGGUUGCAAAGGGAAGAACAAAGCGAGGAAUUAAAGGCUGGUAACAUUUGCGUGAGCCAGUAACAAGCCUCGGGUGGGCUCUGAGCCUGGGACUACAGGCCCCAGCGUGCACCGCGCGCUCCCGCCGCCCGGAGGCGACUGCGCUCGCAAGGUACGCCGGGAGUUGGAGUCUUCCUGAGGAAACCGGGCGAACUCUGCUGUCUGAUUGGCUGGACGGCGAGUGAGGCGGGCCCAAGGAGGGUCUUGACCAAUGGCGAUGCGAGGCGGGCUGAGCGGCAAGGAGGCGCCCCGGUGAAGACAUGGCGACUCGCACCCCGCAGAAAAGGAGCCACAGCCCGCCUGACAGCACAUCCUUAGCCUUUGAGACUCCUGUGCUAAGAGCGGCGGUCGGUUUUAUCGACGGGCUGUCGCCGCGCAAGAGAUCCAGGAGGCACUGGUGUGGGUCCCAGAUAAAAUGGUCGCCCGGCUCUGGUGAUGAGAUGAAGGAAAAUGAGGCUGUCCCUGUGAAGCCAGCGCCGUCCAGGAGGCUGGAUGUUUCCCCCCUGCAGGCAGCCAGCGUUCCCACUGCUGCGCCCAGGGGGCUCUCCGGUAAAUCAUCCCCAAAGGCAGCUUCAUCCUACAAGCCCGUUGUGCCCGUGGUGUCUUUUUACAGCAAGGAGAAGCGAUACCUUACUCUCAUCGAGAGGAAACAGCUGAAUGAGAACCUCUCUUUUGGGGAGAGGAACGGUGAUGAAAAUGCCCCGGCUGCGAGCAGGACCGAGAAGAUGAACACGAACCUCAGCAGGAACGCGAGCUCCAGGCCAGCCAGGCCUGCAACAGGUACCAAGCACGGCAAAACUGUCCCCAAAACUGUCCCCAAAGCAGUGAAGAAGGUAAAGGCGGACGUCCCACCUCUGAAACCCAGCGUGGAGAAGGAGAACGCUCCCUGCCUGAUUAAAAAGAAGAUGGAUUCGCCCUUCCGCGUCCUCAGCAUGACGGUGAAACCAGCUUUGAAGCUCCAGGCGGGGGCGGCGUUCUUCUCUGCCAGGAAGAGGUCGCACUCCAAAAAACCAGCCGGAGACCCCAAAUCUCCCCAGGCGCCCCCCAGGGCUGCGCAAGGAAGCGGCCAGGCCACAGCAGGGACAGCUGGCACGUCUCACUCAGCUCCUACAAGCGAAAAUCCCAAGGUGGGUGGUACACGGAGCAGGAUUUCUGCGCCUCAGAAGGAAGACAAGGAGACCAGGGAGGACUUGAGUCACGGAAAGGAAGAGGGAAGUGCAGCGUGCGAAGGAAAGGCAUCCCUGCAGAGCAGGGGGGGCACCCCUGCUGUUCCUUCCCACCCCCCCAAGUCUCCUGCUGCAGAAGACAGCGACACAGAGAACGUGGGUGGUGAUGAAGCCAGUGCUGCCCCAACCCAGGAGUCGGACGACGUUAUUCCGCCGAGCCCAUCUCCGCACAAAGGGGACAAGGAAGCUUCAUCUUCAAAUGCCAUGGUCUACCCCAUAUUCAGUGCUCUCCCGACAAGCAAGAAGAGGACGCAGCCUGCUCUGGACGAUCUGAGUUCUCCGUUCGGAUCCAGCCCAGCCGCGAAAGCAGCUCCCGGCGUGCAGAAGAGCAAGAAGGCGAAGGAGCUGUGCUCCAGGGACCAGAUGAUCAUCGAUGCCGGUCAAAAGCAUUUCGGUGCCGUCGUUUGCAAGUCGUGCGGCAUGAUCUACACAGCUGCCAGCCCCGAGGACGAAGCCCAGCACGUCCAGCACCACGAGAGGUUCCUCGAGGGACUGCGCUACGUGGUAAGGGCCGUGGCAGCGGCUGUCCGAGCUGACGGACGCGGUGCGUGUCCAGGUGGUGCGGCGAGACAGCUGCAGGCAAAUAUUUUGUCACCCGAGAGUGAGGUUAGCGUGCGAGUUAUGCGCAGUUCCAGCAAAUGGUUUGAUGGACGGGACUUGACUUUAUUCCCGCAAGCCAAGGGCUGGAAGAAAGAGCGGGUUGUGGCGGAGUUCUGGGAUGGGAAAAUCGUAUUGAUCCUUCCAGCUGACCCGAAGUACGCAGUCAAGAAGGCCGAAGACGUGCGAGAGAUUGUAGAUAACGAACUGGGAUUUAAGCAAGUUGCACUGAGCUGCCCAGCCGAGACCAAAACGUACCUGUUUGUGUCCAACGAGAAGAUGAUUGUCGGGUGCCUCGUGGCUGAGUCAAUCAAACAGGCGUUCCGGGUGCUGGCCGAGCCGGUGGCUGCGCGGUCCCUGGGGCAGGACCCGCUGCAGCAGCACCGCGCUUGGCGCUGCUCCACGCAGCCCGAGCCCGCCGUCUGCGGCGUCAGCAGGAUCUGGGUGUUCGGCCUGGCCCGCAGGAAGGGCGUCGCGCGCCGCAUGGUGGACGUGGUCAGGAGCACGUUCAUGUACGGCAGCUACCUGAGCACGGAGGAAAUCGCCUUCUCCGACCCCACCCCGGACGGCAAGCUGUUUGCAACGAAGUACUGCCAAACGCCCAACUUCCUCGUCUACAACUUCGUUUACGGCAAUUGAUUCGACUUGGUUGUUACAAGUUGAGGGGAGUUUAAAUCAGCUAAGCUAACUCGUUGUUAUUAAAAUAACACUCUGAUGCUAGUGCCUGGCUGAACGCUGGUUUCCUGCUGACCGCUAGCUCUUCAUCCUGGGAGCGAGCUGGGGGAAGGCCUCACUGUCUGUACAGGGUUGUGUUAGGGUGUGGGACCUGCUGUGAAACUGAGGAAGCGGAGGCUUGCUUGGGUUGCAGAUAAUCCUCCUGAAACUCAAAUUUAUUGCAAGUAACUUCAUUUCUUUAAGAGUUUUAACUAAUAUAAAGGGGGCUGCUUUCUCCCCCAGGUGUGGGUGUUUAACCCCGAGCUCUGCGCUGCUUUGGCCUUGCUGCAGCAGGGGAGCAUCGGGCAGCUCACGGGUGGCCGAGGAGCGGAGCUUGAUGUGCACUGUGCAGGCUGCAAGCUGCUUGGAAUUAGAUCCUGAACGUGCAGGAGAUGAAUGUAAAGGGCUUGGCUGGGGCAGAGGCCCUGGCACAGGCAGCCACUGAAUGUAUGCACGCGGCAGGGAGCACGAGCUGGGUUUAAGCAGUUGGCUCGGGGCAGGAUCUUUCUCAGCCUCCGCUGUAUAAGGUCUGGAACCUUCACGGUGUGGUGCGUGGGGAGCUGUCACUGCCUGCUCAAUAAACUGUGUGAAACGCC
This is a messenger RNA of Cygnus atratus (black swan), 3278 nucleotides long. RefSeq names its product establishment of sister chromatid cohesion N-acetyltransferase 2 (gene ESCO2). Gene Ontology annotation, molecular function: protein-lysine-acetyltransferase activity. Gene Ontology annotation, cellular component: nucleus; chromatin. The record is from RefSeq and is a predicted model, not a curated record. Gene Ontology annotation, biological process: mitotic sister chromatid cohesion. The transcript has 11 exons. The coding region runs from base 406 to 2607 and encodes 733 amino acids. Lineage: Eukaryota; Metazoa; Chordata; Aves; Anseriformes; Anatidae.